UCGAUGGAUGCAGCAAAAGCCGAUUCGACUACAGCUUCAUUCACGGAAGUGACGCUUGACAGAGAAGGACGGCCGCCACUGCUCCGAUCGCUCACCCACGAAAUACUCUUCCUCAUUACCUGCGCCACUGCAACAGCUCUCUCCUCCCUCUCUGUCGGCAGCGCAAACACAGCCCUAACAUCAAUUGGAAACGACCUACACAUGUAUGACGCCUCUUCUCUCUCCUGGAUUGUCUCAGCAUUCUCCCUUGCAAGUGGAUGUGUCCUCCUCUCCGCUGGCCGUGCCGCAGACCUAUAUGGACGGCGCAAAGUCUUUCUGGUGGGAGGUGUCAUAUUUAUGGUUGCAUGUAUCAUCUGUGGAUUUUCCAAGAACAAGGAGAUGAUGUACACUUUACGUGCAAUGCAAGGAUUGGGAGCAGGAAUCUGUACACCGGCUGGAGUGGGGAUGAUUGGAGCGAUGUACCUCCCAGAUACGAGAAGGAAGGAGAAAGCUUUUGGGUUGUUGGGAGCGGCGUCCGCAUUGGCAUUUUUGACGGGUGUGUUGCUGGGAGGGAUUUGUUCGCAAUUGUUGAGUUGGAGGUGGAUUUACUGGAUUAUGUCGAUCUUUGCGGCCUUAAUGGUUGCAGGCGGGGUCUUUGUUGUUCCAAAGGAGUGUGAUGUCAGAAAUCCUGGAAACCUGGAUUGGAUUGGAUUGGGGCUGUCAGUGGUUGGUAUUUCGCUGUUGACAUACUCCGUCACUGCUUCCACCGACGCUCCACACAGCUGGCGAACAUGGUACAUCCCAACCCUCCUCGUUAUUUCAAUCCUUGUCAUUGCCCUAUUCAUUGCCUCCCAGCACUGGCAAGCCGACCCGAUGAUGCCUCUCUCAGUCUGGACCUUCCCCAACUUUGCACUCAUGAUGGCAAUUGUCUUCCUCGCCUGGGGUGUUUUCGAGGUAAUCACUGUUUACAUCGUCCUAUACUUCCAGAACAUCAAGGAGGCAACACCGUUGCUCACGAGCGCAUACUUUGUCCCGGACGUGAUAUUUGGAUGUCUUUCGAUUCCCCUGUCAGCACUCUUGCUGAGGUGGCUACAGAAACGUUGGGUGUUGUGCAUCGGCCUCAUCUUUCUCCUCAUCCCAACAAUCCUUUACGCCCUCGUCACCGAACACACCUCCUACUGGGCCAUCCCCUUCCCCGCCAUUUCUAUCUCUGCAGUUGGUGGUUUCUUCCUCUACACCAUUGCAAAUCUCUUUUGCUCCUCCUCCGCACCACCAGAGAAACAAUCACUUGUUGGUGGGGUGUUCAAUACUAUGUUGCAGAUCACAACAGCAGUUACAUUGGCAUUAGCUGCAACUGCAGCAAACUCAACUGGGGCAGAUGAGAGC
Molecule: messenger RNA, 1365 nt
Organism: Saitoella complicata NRRL Y-17804
Lineage: Eukaryota; Fungi; Ascomycota; Saitoellomycetes; Saitoellales; Saitoellaceae
Product: MFS general substrate transporter
Exons: 2
Biological process (GO): transmembrane transport
Cellular component (GO): membrane
Molecular function (GO): transmembrane transporter activity
Source: RefSeq, a predicted model, not a curated record